GCCGGGCGGGUGGCGGACAGUGCGCGGUGGCCGUUAGCAACGUCUGAGGGGCGGCGCGCGCGCACGUGUGUGGGCGAAUGAGUGGUGCCGACUGACGGCCCAGUUCGCGCGCGUUGAUCGCCUGCUGACGGCGGCUGCAGUCUGCAGUAUGACGCCAUCUCGCUGGUGUACCUGGCGCUGCUGCUGGUGUGCCCUCUGGUACCGGCGCCCACGCGGCGCUCCUGGCACGGGCCGCUAGGCUCGUACCUGAAGGCGUGCCUGAUCAUCACCCUGCUGGCGCUCCUGCCGAUGCUCUGCUUCCAGAUCGCCCUGUUCGCAUUGCCGCCAUACGGACACUUCUUGCGGAAAUGCGACUUCCUGGAGACCCUGCUGCGGAACGUAGGCCUCAUCAGCCUGGAGCAGAUCUCCAUCCUCUCCGCGGUCUUUUACUUUGCGUCAAAGCUGUUACCUGCUGUCAUCACUGCAGUUGUCUUCCGAGAGUGCCGAGAGCUGUCGCGACAAGCCGACGGCCCGGAGGCGGACAUCCAGAACGGUGGCGGCUCGCCUCUCUUCCGCAACUCGCGCGAGAAGCUGCAAAAGGACGGGCUCAAGUACUGCCUCGUGACGGUACUGACCCUGCUGGCACUGGCCGGGGCGGCCAUCAUGCGACCGAGCGUGACCUCAGCGGUGUACCUGCUGACCCUGCUCGGGGCCAUGACCUGGUGGGCGUGUUUGCGGACGCUGGGGCGGCCCUUCGGCAUCAUCUGCCGCCUCCUGAUGGUCUUCUCGGGCCUCCACCUGGCCGUGGUCUACACCUACCAGAUGCAGUGGGCGCAGGUGUACCUCGACCACACCAGCUUAGGUGCCAGGCUCGGCGGUCUAGUCCAGAUUCGGGUUACAAACUGCACCGGAGACCCGCGCGACAUGACCUUCGCCGAGACCACGUGGGACGUCUACUUCUAUCCGCUGGUCAUCUACGCGCUCUACUACAUGCUGGCUUUCGAGUCCAGGAUCCUCAUCAACCUACGGGACCCGCGUCUGCUGGAGGCGGUGUUGGAUGUUCCCUUCAAGAGGGUCAGCCGCUCACUGCGCAAAACGUUCCGACGCAGGGCCGGUCGCCAGACGGUCACAUGCGGCUCGCGAUCCGGUCCUCCCGUUCGUUCCAUCCGGGCCUUUGGCCAGGUGCCGUGCUCAGAUUCCAAAGAAACGUUCCAACUGGUGGAGGCCGACAGCCUGGGCUCGCGAUACCACGCCAUCGGUGACGCAGCAUCGCCAGGGAACGACAUCGAUGAGUCGGUGGAGGCGCGCAGCCGGCACCAGCGCUGGCAGCGGCUCUCCACCACCGUCUACACGGUCUGGCGCGCCCUGACGAGGGCGUCCUUCCUGGCCACCUACGUGGUUAUGAUGUACUGGUCAAUCAAAUACCACAGCUACCCGACGUUCGUCUUCCUCGUUUGGGCGCUGGUGGUGGCCGUUAUCAAGAACCAGCGCAUGGUGAUGCACCGCUCGUCGCCGUUCCUCGUCAUGUACGCCCAGCUGCUGGUAAUGCUGCAGUUCGUCUACUGCCUCGACCUCACGGACAGUGAGCUGCCGGUCCAAGUGAACAACUUCGACCUGCGGGACGUGGUGUUCAAGCCCGCCGAGUACCCGUGCGAGACGCUGGCGCUGCAGCUGGUGUUCACCACCGUGUUCUGGCUGACGCUGCGCCAGUACCUGCAGGAGGAGCGGGAGCGCAACAUGGACAUCCAGCUGACGCCCCGACGACGUCUAUCGCUCGAUGACGGCUUGCUGAAACGGUGGGGAGCCGUGCUCUUCAAGGGGAUCGUGCGCGGCUGGAUCGUGCUGGUGGCCAUCAUGCUGUUCGUCUACGGCAUCGGCGAGGCGCGCGUGGUCAUCAUCCAGAUCUUCUACAUGGCCUUCUUCCUCGGCUUCAUAUCGCUGUUCCAGAUAUCGUUCCGCGUGUGGCGGCGGCUGCUGUAUGGCUUCACCAUGACCCUGAUCAUGUACCAGAUGUUGGUGCUGGUCACGAUUUACCUAUACCAGUUCAAGCACGUGAACGAGUGGAUCACAGACCUCGGUAUAUCAAAGCAGUGGCAGCGAGACCUGGGCCUGGAGGUUUACCAGACAGGCAGGCUCUUCAUCAAGCUUCUGUUCCCGACGCUCUUCAUGAUCGUCUGCGUUGUAUACAUCCAGCAUAUUCAUAAAGAUUUCAUGGCUCUCACAAACGAGGAACAUUACCACAGGCCUCCGCAGCCGACCGGCGGCGUCAGCACUCCUCCGCCGGCCUCGCCGCCACCAGCCGUGCCCAGCUUCAGCCCCGCCGCCGACACGGCGGCGAACACCACAGCGGACACGGCGGGCACAGCGGACACGGCGGGCACAGCGGACACUGCGGACACGGCGGACACGGCGCCAGUGGCUGAGCAGGAGGAGGAGAUGGCUGUUCUGCCCGAGGGCCUGCUGGAGGUGCCGACCGAACCUCACGGGCCGCCGCUGGACGAGACCUCCAGCCUGCGCGAGAUGAGGGGCUGGCUGUUCCAUUACUGCGCCCGCAUCUGGAACCUGUUCGUGGCGGUGCUGGACAAGGUGUUGUGGAUCUUUUGCCGCCUGAUGGAGAUCCACGGCAUGAAGGUCAACUUGUUUGCCCUCAUGAUGAUCACCGUAUUCGAUGUGUGCGCGGUGCACCUGUGCCUGCUCCUGCUGGUCUGCGUGGCGUUUCUGCUGCGCUCCUGGGGACGCCAGAUCAGCUGCGACGUCGCCAUCUGCUGGAUCAGCCUGCUGCUGCUGUUGCGCAUGAUCUACCAGAUGGACGUGAUCCCCGGGGACCUGUGGUCCCUCAACUGCACGGUUCCUGACCAGAACACCACCCUGCUGAGCCACCUGCCCAACACAACGGUGGACGCGCUGACCUGGCUGGGUCUGGAGAAGCGGACCCACCUGCCCGACUACGUCAGCGGCUACAUUGCCGCGAUAAUCGUGCUGACGGUGAACAAGUGCGUCUCGGUGCGCACCGUGUACCGCUCGCUGCAGCUGGGCCAGGCGCCGCAGGAGGGCGUCUUCUUCGCCGGCGUCGGCAGGCAGCAGGCCGAUUGCGGCCUCGUCGAGAUGGUCAAGUACCUUGUCAACUACGGCUUCUACAAAUUCGGCGUCGAGCUGACGCUGUUCGCGCUGGUGGUGCUGGUCGGCGCACGGCUGGACGUGGUCUCGUUCAUGUACUCGCUCUGGCUGUGCGGCCUGUUCAGCCUGCGUCGCGCCACGCUGGCCAAGGUGUGGCCGGUGUUCGUCGUCUUCGCCGCCUGUCUGACGCCGCUGCAGUACCUGAUGUGCCUGGGCCUGCCGCCCGCCCUCUGCAUCGAGUACCCGUACACGUCCAUGAUAUCUCCGGAACUGACGUUCUGGCUGUAUCUCCCCGACUACCAGACGUCACCAUUGGCACCCAAACUGAUGGCGGACUUCUUCCUGCUGCUGCUGGCCUGCUGCCAGCGCCAGGUGUUCCAGCUGGAGUCGGCCGAGGGCGACCGCUACCUGGGCGGCAGCAACACGCCCAUUGAUGAACACCAACUGGGCGCAGGCUACGUCAACGCCGUGCCAGACUAUAUCACCAGAAAGGGGACAUACCUGGACGUUUUGAAGCGGGUCAUCUUCUUCUCCUGCUACUGGCUGACGUUGGUCGUUGUUUUCCUGGCGGGCAUCAACCGCAUCACCCUGUUGUCGCUGCUCUACGUGGCGAGCGCCUUCAUCUUCCUUUGGAAGGGCAAUGACUACUACCUCCUUCCCUUCAAGGACAUACGGAGGAGGUGGAUCCUGCUGAUCACCUACAGCGUGGUGGUCAUCACGCUCAAGAGCUCCGUCUUCCAGAUGAUGGGCUGCGUCUUCCUGCCCUUCUUCAUGAACAACGCGUGCUGGCUCGUCCAGCUGAUGGGCAUCGGCUGCCUGCGCCAGAUGGAUCACAUGCCAACCGAAACAGUGCGCUCCGACAAGUGUCCGGUGCCCCACUCGGAGGCCGGCCUGCUCUGGGACGGUCUGGUCUUCUGCUGUCUGCUGCUGCAGCUGCGUUUUUUCUCCAGCCACUAUUUCCAGCACCUGGUGCUGGAGACCCGGGCGCAGCAGAUGCUGGCCAGCAGCGGCGCCGAGAUGAUCGAGCGCGAGCGCAGGAAGACGAUUGCCAAGCGCCAGGCGGAGGAGGAGAAGGCCAUGGCCGACAUCCGGCGCAAAAUGGAGCGCAUCAAGGAGCAGCGCAUCCAGAAGCACCGCCAGAAGUAUGACAACCACUACCAAGCCGGCACCGACUCGCUGAUGAGCACGCCUCUGAACUCGCUGCCGGCGCGGCUGUGGGGCGAGCGCAGUCCGCGGCUGUCUCUGAACCCGCCGACGGCCGGCACCCCGUCCUCCACCGCCCCCACCUUCUCGCUCGACGGCUUCAUGGAGGCGUCGACGUCGGUGGCGCAGGGCCUGCCCUCGCCAUCCGACGCGUCCAGCGUCUCCUCGGUGCCCGCUCCGCCCCUGGACCGGCCGCUCAUCGGAUACGUGAUCCACUCUUGUGCCGCUGAAGACCUGGAGCUGGAUCUGGAGCGAGAGCUGGAGGAGCCGCCGCCGGAGCUGGCGCCGCCGCCGGAGGACGGUGGCCGCGAGAUAUCGCCCGGCCAGCUGCUGCUAUCAGGCAUCAUGAAGGACUUCAGCUCGGCGGCCGAGGACGCCCGCCGCGCCCGCCGCAAGUCGGGCGAGGAGCAGCCGCCGGCGCCGGUCCGGCGCCGUGGCACGCUGCAGCGCGCCAAGUCACACCACGUGCCCAGCCGGCAGGGCUCGCCUCGCGCGCGGCUGACGCGGCUGCACAGCGACCCGGCGCCGCGCACCCAUCCGCCGCCCAUCUCCAGCCUGGCGACGCUGCAGUCGCAGGACUCCGCCGACGACGACGAGCCGCUGGUGGCGCCGCGUGACGACGCCGAGCGCGAUGACUCGGAGUCGGAGGAGGGCGCCGGCCGGAGAGCACUAGCCUCCCUGCUGAGUCGGACAAUCCUGGGUCUGAAGUCGGCCGGCAACUUCCUGCUGGAGUUCGCCGCCAGUAUUUUGAUCGCGCUCACGGUCAAGUUGAACAACGUGUCGGCCGACUACCGCUACAUCGCGAGGAAGCUCUCCAAGGAGAAGCGACGCCUCAAGGAGUCAUGGCAGCGUGGUCAGCCGGCGCCUGCGCCGGCACCGGUGGUGCCACCCGCCCAGCCUGCCGCCGCCGACCCCGGAGCCGGCGGCGAUGCGCCCCUCGUCUACCUCACCCCGGACGGCACCCCGCAGCUGGGCGGGAGCGAAAGGAAGCCGCCGUCGUCCGACGCCAUGGUCGUCGCGGCGUGUGAUGGUGACGGAGACGGGGACGGGGACGACGGUGUGAAGCACCAGGUCUCUGACGACCUGAGCACGGCCAGUGCCCGUCAGAUCCUGGAGCAGCUGGCCGUGGCCCUGUGGUACGCUGUCGUCAGCCGCUCGGAAAUGGUGGCCUACAUCGUGGUCUUCAUCAACCAGAUGAAGUCGGCGUCGAUUCUGUCUCUGCCGCUGCCGAUGAUGGUGUUCUUCUGGGGCAGCCUGUCCGUGCCGAGACCCAGCAAGACGUUCUGGGUGACAAUGAUCGCCUACACAGAGACCAUCAUCAUCAUCAAGUACAUGUUCCAGUUCGACUUCUUCCCCUGGAACCACAUGCAGAAGCUGAACGACCCGUUCUGGCCGCCGCGUAUCCUGGGCGUUGAGCAGAAGGAGCAGUACACCGUGUACGACCUCGUCCUCCUGCUCAUCAUCUUUUUCCACAGGCUGGUGAUGAAGACGCUCGGCCUGUGGAAGGACGUGGACGACGAGGCGGUGCCGGAGCCGGCCGCGCCGCCGCCGCCGCCUCCGGACCAUCUGGGUGCCCCGGAGCGCUCUGUGGCAGAGCGCGGCCGCGCUGCCGCCCAGAAGGCCCGCAGCGAAGUCAUGGAGGGUUUCAAGUUUUACCUAUCGGCGACGAGCGAGUUCUUCAAGUCGCUGUUGUCCACCUCGGGCAAGGAGAAGGUGGACGUUUACGCAUACAUGUUCAUCUGUGACUUCAUCAACAUGUUUGUGGUGCUCCUCGGAUUCUCCUCCUUCGGCCCGCCACAGGGAGGCGGCGGCGACAUCUCGUCGGUGGUGGAGGAGAACCGCGUGCCCAUCCCAUUCCUCAUCAUACUGUCGCUCAACUUCCUGCUGAUCCUAGUCGACCGCGCCCUCUACCUGCGCAAGACGGCGCUGUGGAAGCUGGUGUUCCAGUACGUGCUGGUCGUGGUCGUGCACGGCUGGCUUUUCUUCACGCUGCCCGCCAUGACCGACAGGGAGUUUAACCAGGCAGUGGCUCCUCGCGUGUGGUACAUGAUCAAGUGCAUCUAUCUGCUCUUCUCGGCAUACCAGAUUCGGUCGGGCUACCCCACCCGCAUUCUGGGGAACUUCCUCACCAAACAGUACACAAUCUUCAACAAGACGGCCUUCAGAGGGUUUAUGCUGAUUCCGUUCCUGUACGAGCUGAGGGCCCUGAUGGAUUGGAUGUGGACCAAAACAUCUCUAGAUAUCUUUAAUUGGCUCAAGAUGGAGGAUAUUUAUGCCCAUAUAUUCUUGAUCAAGUGUCAGCGCGUGCAGGAGGAGACGCAGGUGUACGUGAGCGGCGAGCCGCGGCGCACCACCGAGAAGUGUGUGUUCGGCGGCGGCUGGCUCCUGCUGAUCGUCGCCGUCAUCUUCGCGCCGCUUGUCGUCUUCGCGCUGAGCAACGCGGUCGGCCUGCCGAACGUACCAUACGAGGUCACCCUGGAGCUGAGCGUGGGAGCGUACGAGCCCGUGUUCCGCAUGACGGCCGAGCAGAACUCGCUGAUCAGCAUCACGGAGAAGGACCUGGACGACAUCAGCUUCCACUACCGCAGCGACCGGGGCGCGCUCGGCUUCCUCGCCGAAUACGACUACGCCGACAUCAACAUCGUGCAGCUGAGUGGCAAGUCGACAGCCGUCUGGGCCAUCUCUCCUCCGUCUCAGGCCCGGCUCAUCGAAGACCUGACCGGUAACGACACCAUGUCGCUCAAGCUCGCCUGGUACGUGAAGCGGAUCUCCAACUCGGCGGCCGUGGCGGCCGAGUCGCACGACUACCGCAAGGUCGACCUGCCGCCGUACAUCAAAGACCGGAGGAAUCCGACCCGGCAGCGGCUGGCGGCCAUGCUGCGCGGCGAUCUGCCGGCCGGCUCCAGCGUCUCCAUCGACCACGUGUUCCCCAAGUUCAUCCGGGUCACUAAUCAGGGCAAGGCCGGCCUGGCCAGUGAGUUGAUGGAUGCCACAGCGACGGACGCCGAGCCCGGCUGGCGCGCCCUCAACCUGACACUGAUGCGCGACAACGAGACUGAGGUCGAGUGGUGGGAGGUGCAGGAGGACUGUAGCGACGGCCUCUACAACUGGCUGCCCUACGCCACCUGCAGCCUGCUCGUCAUGGCCUGCUUCAGCCAGCGCUCCUUCCCCAGCACGCUGACCUUCUUCACCGGCGCCGGCAUCAUCGGCUCCUACACCACCUUCGUCCUGGUCAUCGGGAGACUGUGUCGCACGCCUUUCGUCGACAUCUCCUUCCACAUCAUGUUCGACGAGCUGCCUUACGUGGACCGCAUUCUCCAGAUAUGCGAAGACAUUUAUCUCGUUCGAGAGCGAGGCAACCUGGCUCUAGAAGAGGAGUUGUUCGCCAAGCUAAUCUUCCUCUACCGAUCACCCGAAAUGAUGAUCAAAUACACCGAGCCACCGAGAGAAGACAACAGCCAGUAGCGGACGCCGGACGGGCGGACGUAUGGUGCGAUGUUUUGGGGACACCUAACCCCAAGCCGAGUCGCGCGACUCACGCGCGUGACGUGUGACGUCGCGUGAGGUCGUGUGCCUGCGUGACCGUCUGACGGCGGCACAAGCGCCAUGCGGCCGCCGUCCCGUCAGUGCGGGCUGGGGCAGCGGCGCCUGCCCGGAGCCGACUCGCCGUACUCGGGCGCGCCCGACCCGCCAGCCGGCCAUCGACUCUCCAAGCGGCCCGACCGGCCUGGGCUGUGCGGAGCGCCGGCAGGGCCGGCCGUACAGUGGCCGACGGGCCCGGCCGACCGCGGCCUGUCCGCGACCGGUGGCAGCCCGCGGGCCAGGGAUGCCAGCCCAGACCUCGCCAGUGUUGCUGGCCGCCUUUUUUAGUGAUUCGGAGCCGUGUUUUGAGCAGGUGAUGAGUGGGGAGGAGUCAAGUCCCGCGGCGCCGGUAUCAGUUCGGGUUUUGUGAGGAGCUGUAGCCCGUUAAACUCCUGUCUUUGCGUUUGAUAGACGAGCUUUUUGUCGCGAAAAAUUGAACUGCUGCCUUUUCUUGUCUGUGCUGGUUUUACGGCGAUUCUUGUCAAUGUUUCUUUUGAUCUGUCGAAGAAGGCGGUGACAGACCUUGGCCCGCACUGGGUGUGUUAAGGGAAAAAACGCUGUUAAAAUGUUGUGUUAGCCUGCUAUCUAUGAUUUGAUUAUACAAUGUCUGUAGUGUUCGUAUGAUGUUCGCGUUAUGUUGUCUUUCACCGGAUUCCUGAACUUGUGGUCCGAUGGGAUGCAGAAGCGCUGUCGAUGCCCUGGCACCAGAACCCAGCAUCCGUUUUGUCAUUACGAGAGAUGAGGUUUUGUCUGCAAGUCGACGUUGUGAGCUCGCUUGAUGACAGCGGGUAGCCGGAGGUCUGAGGCCGGAGUGACACUGGCGCGCGGUGCGCACCUCCCUCACACAAAACUCGCGUCAGAGGACGCCCUCAGUGGUGGAUGGCGGCUGCUCUAAGCCGCUGGCAGCACUGGGGUGAUCCCAGCGCCGCUUGUGACGUGCCCGCCGUGGCAGCGGCUGUACGCUGCCGGUCUGUACGUGUGUUGACGGCUACCGCCGGCGGCGGCAGUGGCAGACCCCUGUCCCGGACGGCGAGCGGCUGGCGGAGGGAGGCCGCGUCGCCCAUACCGCGCCAAGUCACCCGAGGUGGCCGGGACUCGGCGGGCGUCGCAGACUGCUGGCGAGCGUGGGCUGCCCCCAUCCCCGAGGUCGGGUGCCGCUAGCGUCCUCGCCAGUUCCGCUCUGUCCGUAUUUAUUGCAUAUGCUGUGUCGAAUACACGGUGUCAACGUG
This is a messenger RNA of Pollicipes pollicipes, 9110 nucleotides long. It is a transcript of the gene Piezo, whose product is annotated as piezo type mechanosensitive ion channel component. NCBI's taxonomy places the organism in Eukaryota, Metazoa, Arthropoda, Thecostraca, Pollicipedomorpha, Pollicipedidae. Gene Ontology annotation, molecular function: mechanosensitive monoatomic ion channel activity. The record is from RefSeq and is a predicted model, not a curated record. Gene Ontology annotation, cellular component: membrane.